GUCCCGCCCUGGCGAGUCAGUCCUCGGGUUCCCUCCCUCCCCGGGCGCGCUCGGGCCGCCGCUGCGCUCCCCGCCCUCCAGCCGCCUUGCCGGAGCCACCCGCUGCCGGAGGAGGAGGUGGAGGAGCCGCAGGGGCCCGCCGAGGCGGCGGCGGCGGCAAGAUGGCGGACUUCCUGCCGUCGCGCCUGUGCUGUCCGUGUGCUUCCGGGCUGCGUGCUGACGAACGGCGAGGCCGAGCAGCAGCGCAAGUCCAAGGAGAUCGACAAAUGCCUGUCGCGGGAGAAGACCUACGUGAAGCGGCUGGUGAAGAUCCUGCUGCUGGGCGCGGGCGAGAGCGGCAAGUCCACCUUCCUGAAGCAGAUGCGGAUCAUCCACGGCCAGGACUUCGACCAGCGCGCGCGCGAGGAGUUCCGCCCCACCAUCUACAGCAACGUGAUCAAAGGUAUGAGGGUGCUGGUAGAUGCCCGAGAGAAGCUUCAUAUUCCCUGGGGAGAUAACAAAAACCAGGUCCACGGAGACAAGUUGAUGGCAUUUGAUACCCGAGCCCCCAUGGCUGCCCAGGGGAUGGUGGAGACUCGAGUUUUUUUGCAGUAUCUUCCUGCUAUAAGAGCCUUAUGGGAUGACAGUGGCAUACAGAAUGCCUACGAUCGGCGCCGGGAAUUCCAACUGGGUGAGUCUGUAAAGUAUUUCCUGGAUAACUUGGAUAAACUUGGAGUACCGGACUACAUUCCGUCACAGCAAGAUAUUCUGCUUGCCAGAAGACCCACCAAAGGCAUCCAUGAGUAUGACUUUGAAAUUAAAAAUGUUCCUUUCAAAAUGGUUGACGUAGGUGGCCAGAGAUCAGAACGGAAACGUUGGUUUGAAUGCUUUGACAGUGUGACGUCAAUACUCUUCCUUGUUUCUUCAAGUGAGUUUGACCAGGUGCUUAUGGAGGACCGCCUGACCAACCGCCUCACAGAGUCCCUGAACAUUUUUGAAACAAUUGUCAAUAACCGGGUUUUCAGCAAUGUCUCUAUAAUUCUCUUCUUAAACAAGACAGACUUGCUUGAGGAGAAAGUGCAAGUUGUAAGCAUCAAAGACUAUUUCCUAGAAUUUGAAGGGGACCCUCACUGCUUAAGAGACGUCCAAAAGUUUCUGGUGGAAUGCUUCCGGGGGAAACGCCGGGACCAGCAGCAGAGGCCGCUGUACCACCACUUCACCACCGCCAUCAACACAGAGAACAUCCGCCUUGUGUUCCGAGACGUGAAGGACACAAUCCUUCAUGACAACCUCAAGCAGCUUAUGCUCCAGUGAUGAGGAGACUCGCUGUUUUAAUACCUUGUUGUGAUUUUGAUUGUUUUCUGUUUGUCCUGUUUUUCUAUUUACAUAGCAGUUUACAUCAGCAGUUAGAAAAAUCUUAAUUCUGUGUCUAACUUCUUGGAAAUCUUAGUCCAUCUGUGGUCUUUAGUUUGUGGCUGACAGCUGCUGAAUUAACACAUUGCCAAUAUCUGCUGGAAUUCGGGCUUUGAUCGGUUUCACCGGGGCUUGCAUUCGAGUCCAAUUAUAACUUCCUGGCCAACCUCACACUAGGUGUAUUUCAGGCUUUGAAUUCUUCUGCUUGCAAACUGAAUUCUCCUGCAGUGCCAAGAAUAGGCAGUAUCUUUAAGUACUUGUAGGGAUGAGAUAAUGAACCUUCAGCUCUAAAGAGAGAGUGCCUUACACAGCAGUGACAUGCCUAGCUAGGGGGAGCCCUGGUCUGAAAGGGCUUUUAGAGAAAAGUUUAAGGAACAGCGAUCUCAGCCUACAGAGGCUUAGCCUCCUGCCCACACAGCUGUAGUUUGUUUGUUUGUUUGUUUGUCCUCAAUUUCUUUAAUUUCUGAAGGUAAUGUCUUAGUGUUUAAGUUUACAAUAUGGAUUUCAGCCUGAUGCUGAUGUGGUCACAAAUGGUACAUGUGCUAUGUUGAUCUGAGGUGACCAGUGACAUGCAGUUUCCUUUUGCCAUACAUAGUGUCACCAACUUAAUGUGCCAUGUUAGAGACACGCUGGCCAGAACAACUAGAAAGGGCAAACAUCUUGGCAACAGAAAUCAACAUAGUGGCUCCAGAGUGCCGCAGGAGUGGCUUUUGGUCCUGUCACAUUGGAUUUUGUGCCUUCUGGAGGGAAUCGCUGUCGGGUCUUCUUGCUUUUGUCCCACUGUCUCAACCGCAGCAACUCAGAACUGUGGCAUCGCGGGGUUCUCCUGUCACCGAGAGUUUGUUGGGCAACGUUUCCCUGUGAACUGUUGAAGGUGUCCUUUCAGUACCCUGUUGAUGGCUAGUGUCACUCUCUGUGUUACAGUGUGUACCUGUUGUGGAUGUCAUGUGUAUGAGAUGGCAGCUUCACUGAGGUACAUGUGAGUGUCUAAAGAAUGCAUCUGAGGAUAAGUAAGUUUUUUGGCUCAUACUUAAGGUUUGCCUUACACACACACACACACACACACACACACACACGCACACACACACACCACUAAGUUAAAGUGUGCCCCUGAAGUAGCUUGUGAUUAACUAUAGUGACUGGUGUACUAAACCAUCUGUCAUGGCCAACUGGCCUGUGAGUUUGUAGAGCCUGAGCUCGUGCCUGCUGCCCGUGGAGAGUGCAGGAGGGCAGCGAUGCCUGCUGGUUUACUGUGUGACUGCUCUCAGGCAAGAAGCUGGGCCCUGAAAAGCUGGCCAGCGGUGAGGCCUGCCGGCAGUAGCUUUCCUUUUCCCUUGCUGAAGGGUGCGAGAGCCGGGCCUUAGUGUGUACUCGAGAGACCUGACUUGUCCUGGAUUUGAACUUUGACUGCUGUUCUGUUUAUAAAGCCCAGUGCUUUCUUGCCUUGGUAAUAUCAUGAGUGUAAGGUGUGUACUCCAGUGUCCCAGUGCAGGCGUUGGUGGCAUGAUCGAUGGAUAUUUGGAUGGUUCUACAUCUGGUCCUUUUUGCCAAAAAGAAUCUAUCAUUUAAAUCCAUGGGGUUAGAGGACCCCGGUGCUGCUGGACAUUCGAGUGCAUGCCCAGUAGCAUGUGUUCUGUGUUCAUUUAGCAAACAUUGUGCAUUGGCCACAACUAGCUGCACUGAAGGCAGAGGUCAGUCCCUCCAGAAAGCAGUUGUCUGGUUAUAUGUAAGCUCUGUGGUGAGCACAGAAAUCCUUCCUGACAGAGCAGGAUCUCUGACUUCCUCCAUUGUGACCAUUACCAAGAAAAACCAAGAGCUCCCGACUAGAGGCAGCAUCCUCCUGGGCAUCUGCAGCUUCCUCUGAAGCGGGCAGCAUGUCCAGACCCAAUGUAGUCUAGGUUCAUUCUGAAGUGGUGGGUUACUUACACGUAAUGUCUGCAGGAUUGUUCAGAAGUUAAAGAACUGUGGGGCUCAGCCAAAAAGCCACGGCCCGCAUUUGCACAGUCUGACCCUACACCCCGAAAGUCAGGUCCUUUUGUAAAGUGAAAUACUGCUGUGUGAAGAGGGAGACGAAACGUAGCCGACAGAAUAGAAAAGGUGCUCAACCCUCAGUGUGCUGACUUCCCCACCCCUGAACCAUGCCUCGGAGUUGAGGCUCCGUUGGGCACUGGACCGAAUGUCUUGGGUGCAUAAAGUGAUUGUGCCUAAUUCAAGAUUCCUUCUUCAGUCCCACAGCCUUCCUGCUUACUGACAAAGAACCACACAAGUGUCUUAGUUGACUUCAACAUUUUUUUAUAUUUUACAGAGUUGCCUUAUAAAUAAAAGAACAACACAGAUUUAGACCUUAAUUUUUCCUUUAAUGGGGAAAGGGCUUUGUUCCAUGUUUUCUUAUGAUCUUAGUUCAAGAUGUGCAGCUGCCACCCGGAUAUCCAUAAUGGCCUGAGCUGUCGCUCUCCAACAAAUGCUGUCCAUAUUCAGUGGAGGCCUCCAUAGCAGCUUUUCUGUCUGGAAAGGGUGCUCAUAGCCAGAGGAAGCUUCAGCCAGGCAAGAUGGGGUGUCCUGAAGAGGAGCAUGUUGAUUUUUUCUGUUUGUUUUCCUAUCGCAGUGCAUUGUGGGUACUUCACACUCAGAGGGUCUCCGGGCAAAGUUCUCAAGUUGGGACUCAGCAGGGAAACGCUUGUUAAGUUAGUGGCAGCUGGUGAUUUAAAGUAAGAGAAAGUAAGACCACAUUAGUGCCAGAAGUGAUAAGAAUUGUCAGAUGCAGCCAAAGCAUGUGCCUCCAAGUAACUCUUACCUCCCAGUGUGUGUGCCCGAUGCUCGGGCUUCUGCUUUGAUGGCAUGUAUUUCUCAGUGUUGGUAUUCACAUCCGGUUAUGCCUCGUUUGUAUGAAGAAUAAAAUGGCCAAGCUAUGCGGUUCUAUCCUGAAACUCAAGCUAUUUGGAAAACCCUCAAAUUGGUGCUUUCAUUAUUUAAUGAUACAUUUAGACAAAACCCCAAACAAACCAUCUGAAACAUGACUCCAGGUUCCAAUUUGCAGCGAUGUCAUUUUCCUCAUUGGAGAAGAACAAGCGCCCGUGUUAAUUUGAAUUUCCUGUAUGAACCCAUACAUCCUACCUGUAAAGCCCAGUCAAACAUUUGUAAGAAAUUCCAUAAUAAACCUAGAGAAAGCCA
This is a messenger RNA of Rattus rattus (black rat), 4563 nucleotides long. It is a transcript of the gene Gna13, whose product is annotated as G protein subunit alpha 13. NCBI's taxonomy places the organism in Eukaryota, Metazoa, Chordata, Mammalia, Rodentia, Muridae. Bases 361 to 1293 code for a protein of 310 amino acids. Gene Ontology annotation, molecular function: D5 dopamine receptor binding; GTPase activity; guanyl nucleotide binding. The record is from RefSeq and is a predicted model, not a curated record. The transcript has 4 exons. Gene Ontology annotation, cellular component: brush border membrane; heterotrimeric G-protein complex. Gene Ontology annotation, biological process: Rho protein signal transduction; adenylate cyclase-activating G protein-coupled receptor signaling pathway.